AUUGUUAUUUAUUUGGUGUCGAUGAACGGAUCGUAUGAAUAUAUACAUGUAAUGGCCCAUUUUUAUAAUAGGGUGUAGAAAGUGAUAAAUGAUGGCAUCCAUAUGCAUGGAUAAAGCUCAACAUUUUGAAGCAUGUGAUCUGUGUCAACAACCAGUGUCAUUUUUCUGCAGACGAUGCGGGGUCAAUCUCUGUGACCCCUGUGUUACAAUACAUUUACGCGUGAAAUCUAAAUACGGCCAUGAAAUAGUAAAUUUCACCAGUAAGGAUGACGACACAUGUGUCUGUGGUUCCCAUCCCAAAAACAAUUGUUCUGCAUUUUGCAAAACUUGCGAUGCUCCGAUAUGCAUUAUCUGCGUUGCUAUUAAACACAAAACGCACGAAAUAUCCGAGUUAUCUGACAAAAUUGAAGAAAUUUUGAAAAUUAUUGUGAAGGAAAACGAUCGACUUCAGUCAUCUAAACAUGAUUUAGAAAGAAUUCUGAAUCACACGACAAAUAUGUUGUUUUCUAUACCCUCGAUUUAUCAACAGAGGAAAGAUAAAGUAACGGCACGGGGGGAAGAGUGGCACAAAUAUAUCGAGAAAACUGUGAAAAAACUUCACCAUGAAUUGGACGAUAUGCAAAAGGAACACGAGAAUAUACUGCGGAAACAAAAGAAAAAGUUUAAAGAAAUGAUUGGGAAAGUAGAUGAAAUGAACAGAAAAACAAUAAAAUUUAGGAAAUCAAAGAACAUCACAGCAAUGAAGACCUUUGUACCCGUGAUUCAGACACAAAAAAUUGUGAGUGAAGUCUCAAAAUAUUCAUUUCCAAAAUUCUAUGAAUGUAAAGUAGAUGAAUCUAUAGAAUAUAAAUUAAAAGAAAAGGAGUUAUUGGGUAGAAGAAUAUUAGAAGUACCAACAGUUACUUCUGUUAUAGACAGCGGUUUCCCUGCUGGUAAAGAGAAUGGACAUCGUCUAUAUGACUUGGUCGUUACUGAAGAUAACAAAGUGUGGAUGGGAGGACGAAGCGGAGAGCUGAAACUAUUUGAUCUCCAGGGACACUUCCACCACUCCGUUAAUAUUACUCCCCCUGGCUUAUUCUUUUGUAUGUACAAAAAUAAAGUUAUGUUCACUGAUAGAAUAGACAACACUGUGAACGUAGCAUUUGGAAACGGUUCUGUGGUUGUGAUGUUUACUACCGGGGACUGGACCCCAUAUGGCAUCACAAGCACCGCAUCCGGUGAUCUACUGGUCUGUCUCCGUAAAGGCGAUCAGUCCAAAGUCGUUCGAUACAGCAGUACCGGUACCGUGCUCCAGGAAAUCCAAUACAACUCGCAGUGUCAACCUCUGUACGAAAAAGCAGUUUACAUCACCGAGAAUUUAAAUGGAGAUAUUAUCGUAACUGACUGGGAAAAAUACGCUGUCAUUGCUGUCGAUAAAUUAGGUAUUUUCAGGUACUCGUACGCGGAAAAUGAAAACAAGUUUGACGUUUUAUCAUUUGCAGUUAGUGCUUUUGAUAGAAUAGGCUUAUUUCCGGAGAAGGACUUGGCUAGCGUGACGAAAAUCAUAUAUUUUGACGUUAAUUCUGUCGCCACUGAUUCCGUCGGUCACGUCAUUGUAACAGAAUGUUAUGGAGGCAAGAUCCACAUGCUGGACAAAGAUGGGCGAUUUCUGAAGUACAUCAUUCCUGACGCAGGAUUGAAAUGUCCACACGGCGUGUGUAUCCUUGGUCAUGGUGAGAUGAUGGUUGGAGAACGUAUGACCGGGAUCGUCAAAAGAGUCAAAUACUUAAAAGAAUAUGAAUAAAUUAGUUUUAUAUAAUUUGUUAUAGCAAAAGAAUCAAAUAAUUAUGAGAGUAAAAAUAAGUCAGUUUUACACAAGUUUGUUUCUCUCUAAACAAAACACUUUAAAAGUGCAUGCAAUUCUUAGUAAAUCUUUUCAAAUUUGGUCUGAUUUCAUUCAAAAAUAAAAAAGUUAUGGCUGUUUAAGUAUUACCCCCUUUCCCGGCUGAACUACCUUAACCUGUUUCUGUAAGAUUUUCAAGAUACAUCAUGACUUCUUUCAAUCCAAAAGACAUUUUUUCUUUCAAAAUCAGUUUUAACAAGAAACCUUUUUCCCAAUCUGAUGUAAAACAUU
Molecule: messenger RNA, 2113 nt
Organism: Magallana angulata
Lineage: Eukaryota; Metazoa; Mollusca; Bivalvia; Ostreida; Ostreidae
Exons: 2
Coding region: 89-1783 (564 amino acids)
Molecular function (GO): zinc ion binding
Source: RefSeq, a predicted model, not a curated record